This is a messenger RNA of Blepharisma stoltei, 684 nucleotides long. The record is from the annotation of a GenBank genome assembly. NCBI's taxonomy places the organism in Eukaryota, Ciliophora, Heterotrichea, Heterotrichida, Blepharismidae.
AUGUCUAGACCAGAUUUAAGAGAUAUCACAAAUUCCGAUCUCUUUGCCGAAGUAAAGCGCAGAUUUGAGUGUUCAUUCAAGCCCCAAAAAAGAGUUAUCAUUACUGGCCCACCAGGCUCAGGGAAAUGGACUCAAGCAUCUAAAUUAAGUGAGGAAAAUUGCUGAUGCCAUUUAGCUGUAAGAGGCCCUUUAUCAAAUGUUCGUGAAAAUGCUGGAUCAGAAGGAAUCGAUUCGAUUGACACACUUAAAGCAAAAUUAAAAGAUCCGCAAUGUAGCAGGGGAGCAGUCAUUGAUGGGUUUCCCCGAACUCCUUUGGAAGCUCAAGAGCUUGAUGCGUUCCUUGAAGAGAAUGGUAUGAAAAUUGAUAAAGUUAUUGAGCUGAACGCGACUGAUAAUAUUCUUGCUGAAAGAAUUACAGGAAAAAGAGUUCAUUUGCCAAGCAAUAGAAGAUAUCAUGUUAAGUUUAAUCCCCCUAAAGCACCUGAAGUAGAUGAUGUUACUGGAGAGCCUUUGGUUCAAAGAGAUGUGGAUAAUCUAGAAACUUUAAAUAAAAGACUUGAGGAAUACAAAGAAAACACAGUAAAUGCAAUGAGCUAUUAUACAAGCAAAGGAAUUUUAGCAAAUAUUAACGCCAAUCAAAGUUUUGAAAAUGUUUGGGAAGAUAUUUUACAAAAUUUGAAAUAA